GCUUAUAUUAAUUUCUAAUUUUUCAAUUAAUAAUUGUUUCAGAUUAAGCUUGAUUGGGGAAGUAUUUGGAUUACUAUGGGAUGACGUUCCUCCGCUUUGACUACUAUGAGUAGACUGUGCACUAGAUGUAUUUGAAGUAUAUCCUAAUGCUCCAUUGGAUAUCGAAUGGCUAUGUCCAUGCCCAUGGCUAUUUCCAUAUUGAUUGAGGUGUUUUUGAUCCUUCUACUGUCGAUAAUAUCAUGUAUAAUACUUUUUGGGGAUUCACCUAAUCUACGCAACUCUUUCAUCCAUAGGUUAAGAGGACGAAUCAUUGAAGUAUUUGGUCUGGCUGUCAAAUACUUUAAUUAUCUUGAUCAAAGAUUAGAUAAUAAGCUAUUGUCAUACUUGAAUUGGCUAAUACCAAUAUUUUAUUUAUCAAUUGUAACAUUUUGUUUCCAUUUGUUUUUCAAAAAUGUAUAUUUUGAAUUGCCAAAGUAUAUACUAAGUUCCACGAGUCAUUCCUUUUAUAUUGCGUUUACAAUCAUUCUAGUUUAUAUAUCUAGUGCUCUAGCUAUUUUUUCAAACCCUGGUAAGAUAACGCCUGGCAAUGUUGUUCAAGUCAAUAAUCAAUUUGUUUUCAAUAAUUUGAUUUUCUUCCCUAACAGAAAAUGUCAUACUUGCAAAUUGAUAAAGCCGGCUAGAUCCAAACAUUGUUCUGUUUGUAAUCAUUGUGUGAUGUUGUUUGAUCAUCAUUGUAUAUGGGUUAAUAAUUGUAUUGGUUUUUAUAAUUACAAGUGGUUUUUCUUGUAUUUGAUUGCAAAUAUUAAUUUAUUAACGUAUGGUGGUUAUAUUUGUUUUAAAAUGCUUAAAAGUCAUAAAAAUCAUUUAAAUUAUUGGGAUUUGAUCACUAGAACAAAUGAAUCAAAUCGAAUAGCCGGGAUUUUCGUUAUUCUUUGUUCAACCUUUGUCUUUAUCACCUCCUUAUUUACCGGUCUUCAUUUGAGAUACAUCUAUUUGGGUGUGACAACGAAUGAGUUGGAUAAAUGGAGUGACAUCGAGUAUCUCGUCAAAUUGGGAGUCUUGUAUUAUAUUGAGGAAUUGAAAACUUAUGUUGAGAAAGCAUCACUUAAUCAAACUGGAUCUUGUGACCCAAGUGUUAAUGAAACUGUGUUCAUAAACAUUUCAAAUGAUCUGAUUCUCUGUACCUUGAAUGACUCAAAGAAUUACCAUAUAAGAAAAGUUCAAUCAGUUGAAAAUGAUCUAAUUAAUAUUUAUGAUCGAGGGUUUUUCAAUAAUAUUAAAGAAAGGUUAUUCACCUAG
Molecule: messenger RNA, 1299 nt
Organism: Hyphopichia burtonii NRRL Y-1933
Lineage: Eukaryota; Fungi; Ascomycota; Pichiomycetes; Serinales; Debaryomycetaceae
Product: palmitoyltransferase
Exons: 2
Coding region: 166-1299 (377 amino acids)
Biological process (GO): peptidyl-L-cysteine S-palmitoylation; protein targeting to membrane
Cellular component (GO): Golgi apparatus; endoplasmic reticulum
Molecular function (GO): protein-cysteine S-palmitoyltransferase activity
Source: RefSeq, a predicted model, not a curated record